AUUCUACGUGUUCCUAUUAAAUGAAGUUAUACAAAUACUUCUGAUUUGCGAAACGUGCAGACUUUUUUUAAAAAUAGGUUUGUUAAACAGGUCAAUUUGUUAUCUGUAGAUUCUACGUCAGACUUCCAGUAUAUCUACUUCUUUCGCAUGAAUCUUGCCAUUUUCACAGUUGUCUUUAUCGAACAAUAACCAUGAGAGUAUUCCUCGUAGCCGUUCUAGUUGCGCUGGCCGUGUACGUAAGCGGAGAACAUUGCGGUGACAACCAUGAUUGUCACCAACACGGGAUUACUCAUUGCGGUGGUAAUACCCAUGUUGUAUGCCACGACCACAUGUGUGAAUGUACCGACGGCGGCGCUGGAGGACAGUCUUGCACAACGCAAGCUGAUUGCAACUGCGGCCAUCACGGACACUGUGUAGAUGGAGAAUGCCAUUGUGCAGGGAACUAGAUUGACUGCAAGUCUUGUAGAAAAUCUACGUAAUAAAAGAGUUGCAAAUUCA
Molecule: messenger RNA, 498 nt
Organism: Mercenaria mercenaria
Lineage: Eukaryota; Metazoa; Mollusca; Bivalvia; Venerida; Veneridae
Product: N-acetylglucosamine-1-phosphodiester alpha-N-acetylglucosaminidase-like
Exons: 3
Coding region: 192-446 (84 amino acids)
Source: RefSeq, a predicted model, not a curated record